UUUUCGUUUUCGUAUCUGACAUCGUAGUUCAGUUGUCUUUGAAUUUUAAGAAAAUGCGCGGUAAAAAUGCUGCGUUCUGUACUAUAUUGCUAUCGUUUAUAAACCUUAUCAUAAUUUUAUUGGGCAUUGCUGUGUUUCGAGCUUUAAUUUUGCAUGAAGAUGAAAUAUUAGACAUUUGCAAUUCUGGCGAUGUGGAUUAUAUUCCAGAUAACAGAGGAAUUUCAGGGCGAUUUUCUGAAGCUUUAAAGUUUCAAACAAUAAAUUAUGGUUUUCACAAUUACAAUCGAGAUGCCUUGUCAAAUUUUAUUUCUUUUCUCACAAUAAGUUUUCCAUUUGUGCAUUCAUCACCACUAGUUUCAAGAGAAGUUGUUAAUAAUCUCAGUUUACUAUACUAUGUUCAAGGCAGCAAUAAAAAACUGAAACCCUAUUUAUUAUCUGGACAUUUAGAUGUUGUACCUGUCGAAGAAUCACAGUGGGAAGUACCUCCUUUCAGUGGCUUAAUCAAGGAUGGUUAUAUAUGGGGUAGAGGUUCAAUAGAUUGCAAACAUAUAGUAAUGGGCAUUUUAGAGGCUCUGGAGUUUUUAUUAGAAAAGGGUUAUCAGCCUCAAAGAUCAUUUUAUAUUGCUUUUGGGCAUGAUGAAGAGAGUAAUGGAAUGGAUGGUGCUCAGCAAAUUAGCAGUGUUCUAAAAUCCAGGAAUGUUGAAUUGGAAUAUAUAUUAGAUGAAGGAACUUUCGUACUGGAUAGUUUUAUUCCUGGAAUAAAAUCUCCUGUUGCAUUUCUGAGUGUGUCAGAAAAAGGCAGUUUAAAUUUGGAAGUAAAAGUGAAAACUGUUGCUGGCCAUUCUUCAACACCACCCAGAGAAACAGCAAUAGUUAUUUUAGCAAAGGCUCUCUCAAAAUUGGAAGGUGAUGUGUUCCUCAGCAUGUUUGGUAAAGGUCCAGAACAACAAAUGUUUGAGAAACUUGCUUAUUGUGCAUCUUUUCCAUUUAAAGUUAUUUUUGGAAAUAUCUGGCUUUUUAAACCUUUUAUUAUGCUAUAUAUGAGAAAUCCAGUUAUGAGUGCUUUACAAAGAACUACAACUGCUGUCACAACAGUUACAGGUGGUACUAAGUUAAAUGUUUUGCCAAGUUCAGCAUCAGCUCAAGUAAAUCUCAGGGUUCAUCCGGCACAAACAACUGAAGAGGCUUUGAAUUUUGUUCAGAAGGUGAUUAAUGAUGACAGAGUAGAAGUAGAAGUUUUAUCUGAAUACCCACCUCAUCCUAUAUCACCAAUUGAUACUUUUGGAUUUGUGACUAUCAGAAACAGUAUUAAGCAAAUUUACAAAGAUAGUUGUGUGGUUCCAACAACUCUUAUUGCAAAUACUGAUACAAGGUGGUAUUUGAAUUUAACCAACUCGAUAUACCGCUUCAGUCUGGUACGCAUGCUUCCAAGUGGGAUUAGUCGGUUUCAUGGUCACAAUGAAAGGAUAUCUAUAAAAAAUUAUCUUGAGCUUGUAAAUUUUUUUCUCCAUUUAAUUAAAAAUUCAGAUGGAGCUGAUUCUGUCACAAAACACACACAUGAAGAUUUGUGAUGCUCAAAAAAUUUUUUGCAUGUAAUAUUUUGAUAACAAUUUUAAGAAAUUUUCUAAGCCAAAUAACAUUCCAGUGCUAAAAUUUUGUAUGCAGUUUUAUUUGUUGUUUUGAAAAAAAAAAAUCUGUUAAUAUAAAAUAAAAAUGUGUGUA
Messenger RNA from Stegodyphus dumicola, 1722 nucleotides. RefSeq names its product N-fatty-acyl-amino acid synthase/hydrolase PM20D1-like. Lineage: Eukaryota; Metazoa; Arthropoda; Arachnida; Araneae; Eresidae. The record is from RefSeq and is a predicted model, not a curated record. Gene Ontology annotation, biological process: lipid metabolic process; amino acid metabolic process. Gene Ontology annotation, molecular function: hydrolase activity, acting on carbon-nitrogen (but not peptide) bonds, in linear amides.